Bombyx mori (domestic silkworm) is the source of this 1658-nucleotide messenger RNA. RefSeq lists its product as uncharacterized. The transcript has a single exon. The record is from RefSeq and is a predicted model, not a curated record. The coding region runs from base 630 to 1463 and encodes 277 amino acids. Lineage: Eukaryota; Metazoa; Arthropoda; Insecta; Lepidoptera; Bombycidae.
UACUUUUACUGUUCAAUGACGCGUUUUUUUUAACAUACAUUAUUUUUUAUUGCUGUCAUUGUCUGUGACCACGAAAACGAAAUAUAUAAUUAAAAUAAAUGAAUAAAAAAAAGUUGAACUUAAUAUAACGAUAAUAGGAAACCCGAGGGUAGGCGUUACUGAGACGCGGUAACAACGUAGAUCGUAAAAAAAGUUAUUUAAAAAUAUAAUUGAAAGUGAAUAUAGUGAUAAAAAACCGUACAAGUGACAAAUAAACUAGUGAAUGUGACUAUAUAAUGAAGGCAGGGUCCUAAGUUAACGAAUAAUCCAUAAAAUACCUAAGAAAAAACUGAAGUGUUAACAAACAACAACCUACGAUCUUUUCAAGUCUUUUCUCCCGAAACCAGGACCUAAUAAUUGUACCAAGGUCUAUGAAAGUGCCGGAGUGCAAGUGAAUGAAAAUCGCGAAAGCUAUCCCUUUUUUGGAAAACAUAACUUCUCUCCUGAAUGAGUCUGCAAUUUUACCCAUCUGUCAUAUCAAAAUAAUCUGGGAAACAGCGCCAUCUAUUAGAAAAAAAGCACACUACGUAUGAAAAAAACUAUCCAGCUCCACUAGAGGGCGCAACUAGUACCAAAACAAAACAGACAGCAUGGAAGAAAUCAUGAAAGCCUUACAAAAUAUUCAAAAAGAACUGAACGCUCAAAAAAUAGAAAUUCAGAAAAGUGGUGAAAAGGUGACAGAGCAAGUAACACUCAACAUAAUUAACAAAUUAGAAGAGAAAUUUUCCAUAUUGGAAGAAAAACAUCAAACUUUGAAAGAAAAUGUUGAACAACAAGAAAAAAGGAUUCAAUUUAUGGAAAAACAAGCAAGACAAAGAAACAUAAUUUUCUUCGGUAUCGAAGAGAGUGAGACAUCCUAUCAUAACUUGGAGAACAAUAUAUUGCAAUUCAUAAGUGAAAGACUGUUAUUAAAAUUGGAUUGUAGAGAUAUUCAAGAAAUAAAGAGAGUGGGGAAAAAGGGUGAUAAGCCGCGACCAAUAAUUGUAACCUUUUCUACCCUUGGUUCAAAGGUCAGCAUUCUUAAGCAUAAAAGAUUAUUAAAAGACACCCAAUACUACUUAAACGAAGACUACCCUAAAUACAUACUAGAAAAAAGGAAAGAACUACAGGAGGAAGCAAAUAGAGAGCGCGAGAAAGGAAAUAAAGUCACGAUAAAAUACGAUAAGCUGGUUAUAUUAAAAUCAAAUAACAAAAGAAUACUGAUGACUUCACCAGAGUCAGAUCCCAAUUCUCAAGCACUAGUUGGUAAUAGUACAACAAGACCCAUUAAGAAAAAAAUAAAACAAUCAAACCCAUAUAUACCUAGAUCAAAUAGUGUCUCAGAAGGAGUUCUUAAACCAAGCAUUCUAAGCUAUUUAGUAAACAAUAACGUUAAUACACCACAUAACCAAACCAACGAUAAAACCAUUAACUUACAUUCAUAACAAUCAACUUCCCCCUCCCUCAACGAUGCAACAUUCAAUCAAUUUCAACUAAGCAACGAAAACCAUCUUCCAAUCCGGCUGGUCACCGUGGAAGAUCAAGACCAAAACCCUCUAAAGAAGACAUCUCAAACUCCUUCAAUAAUAAGAAAUGGAACACUAACACAAGAAAUACUUAACUCAACUAAAAAGAAGAAA